Messenger RNA from Caenorhabditis briggsae, 1482 nucleotides. It is a transcript of the gene Cbr-lgc-26, whose product is annotated as Protein CBR-LGC-26. The transcript has 9 exons. Gene Ontology annotation, cellular component: synapse; neuron projection; membrane. The coding region runs from base 1 to 1482 and encodes 493 amino acids. The record is from RefSeq and is a predicted model, not a curated record. Gene Ontology annotation, biological process: regulation of membrane potential; monoatomic ion transmembrane transport; nervous system process. Lineage: Eukaryota; Metazoa; Nematoda; Chromadorea; Rhabditida; Rhabditidae. Gene Ontology annotation, molecular function: neurotransmitter receptor activity; transmembrane signaling receptor activity; extracellular ligand-gated monoatomic ion channel activity.
AUGCUACUUCUGCGGUUGUUGCCUUUGGCAUUCCUUACCAUCUGGCACGUACAGAAUGCCACUGCUAUAUCCGAUGGCGACCGUGAUUUCCAAAACCAAAUUUUGACAGGGUACAAUAGCAAAAUCAGACCUGUCAAGGCGGAAACUACAGUAACCCAAGUGACAGUGUUUCUGAACAUUGCUCAUGUGGAGAAAGUGGACGAAGCCGAGCAAACCGCACUAGUCCAUGGUCACCUUUGGGCUUCAUGGACCGAUGAGUACCUCCAAUGGGACCGCGCAAAAACCAAUGUCACAAAAAUCACUCUUCCGUCCCAUCGAAUUUGGCAACCGGCGCUUGCACUGUACAACAGUGCUCGAGGAAACACGUGGCACUUGUACAUGGCUGGCAUGCCCGCUACCGUAUACUUCAACGGAAAAGUUUGGAGUAGUGGAACGUUUUCGUUCUUUGUCACUUGUCAAUUCGAUUUUGAGAAUUGGCCAUUUGACAAACAGAACUGUCCAAUUGUGAUCGCUGAUUGGGUUUAUGGCCUAGCACAAGUGAACUUGAGUGAUCCAAAUAUGAUUUCUGAGUAUGCCAAACCAUCGAUUCGUCUUAGUUAUGAUCCUCUUGAAAGGAAGAAUAAGAGACAUGUUGGAGGUUGGGAAGUAAUGGACGCUUGGAAGAAGCACUGCUAUUGGGGACCCAAGGGAUGUAAGGAGGAUCAGCCUGAAGGCGAGCCCGAUUGGUAUUGGUCUCUUUUGGAGUUUGGAAUCGUUUUGAAGAGACACCUACCGUACUUCCAGAUGACUGUCAUGAUUCCAAUUUUCAUCACCUCCAUCCUGGUCCUUCUGGGUUUCUGGAUUGAAAAAUGUGCACUGAGUAGCUUCAUCAUCUUUUUCAACCUUGCUCUUCAAACGAUUUACGGUUAUAAUAUAAUCAAAAAACUACCACCUGGCAGUGGAACGAUUCCAAAAGUUGUUCAAAUCUUCACUUUGAAUUUGCUGCUCACUGGAACUCAAUUCUUCAUCGCUAUCAUGUUUGGAUUCAUCAAAGAAUGGGCUCCAAAGAAUUUUUCGUUCAAUUUUGGAAUCGAUAUCACGGAUAUUCCAAAACGAAUGGGAAUCGAUACAUUCUUCCAAUCCAAGGGAUUGUCCUUAUUUGUCGAUCAUGACAAAAUCGCCGCAGCGGAAGCUGGAGAUGAUACAUCAACGAUCGGAAUUGGGAAUCCAUUAAAUGAUGACGAAUUCGACCAUUUCCAAAAUUCUGCCACGCCAUCAUCCAAUACGGAUACUGAACUUUUGAUCAAUCUUCCAACCAAUUCUGACCCCGAAAAUGUGUUGGAUUCUGAAAAAGUUGAAAACUCCGAGGAGCGAAAGGAAAAGAUUCCAGAAGCUUCUAUUGAAAAUCAACUGGAUCUUCAACUUCUUCACAUCAAACGCUUUUUGUUCUUCCUUGUCGUUUUUAUCUAUUGUGUUGCCUUUUUGAUGAUUUUGUUCCUUUGA